AGCCCCGCUCCUCCGCCGGCCCGCGCGGGUCCCGGCGGGCUCCAGCCCACCAUGCAGCUGCAGUUCCGGAGCUGGAUGCUGGCCGCGCUCACGCUGCUGGUGGUCUUCCUUAUCUUCGCAGACAUCUCCGAGAUCCAAGAAGAAAUCGGGAAUUCUGGAGGCAGAGGUACAAUCAGAUCAGCUGUGAACAGCUUACAUAGCAAAUCUAAUAGAGCUGAAGUUGUAAUAAAUGGCUCCUCUCCGCCAGCUGUUGUUGACAGAAGUAAUGAAAGCAGUAAGCACAACAUCCAGCCAGCCUCGUCCAAAUGGAGACACAACCAGACACUCUCUCUGAGGAUCAGGAAACAAAUUUUAAAGUUCCUGGAUGCUGAGAAGGAUAUUUCCGUCCUCAAGGGGACUCUGAAGCCCGGAGACAUAAUUCAUUACAUCUUUGACCGAGACAGCACGAUGAAUGUGUCCCAGAACCUCUACGAGCUCCUGCCCAGAACCUCACCCCUGAAGAAUAAGCAUUUCAGGACUUGUGCCAUCGUGGGCAACUCGGGGGUCCUGCUGAACAGUGGCUGCGGGCAGGAGAUCGAUAUGCACAGCUUUGUCAUAAGGUGCAACCUGGCUCCGGUGCAGGAGUAUGCCCGGGACGUAGGGCUCAAGACAGACCUAGUGACCAUGAACCCCUCGGUCAUCCAGCGGGCCUUCGAGGACCUGGUCAACGCCACCUGGCGGGAGAAGCUGCUGCAGCGGCUGCAAGGCCUGAAUGGCAGCAUCCUGUGGAUCCCCGCCUUCAUGGCUCGCGGAGGCAAGCAGCGCGUGGACUGGGUCAAUGAGCUCAUCCUGAAGCACCGCGUCAACGUGCGCACCGCCUACCCCUCGCUGCGCCUGCUGCACGCCGUUCGCGGAUACUGGCUGACCAACAAAGUCCACAUCAAAAGACCCACCACUGGCCUCCUGAUGUACACCCUAGCCACGCGAUUCUGCAAUCAGAUCUACCUCUAUGGCUUCUGGCCCUUUCCGCUGGAUCAGAACCAGAACCCUGUCAAGUACCACUACUAUGACAGCCUCAAGUACGGCUACACCUCCCAGGCCAGCCCCCACACCAUGCCCUUGGAGUUCAAAGCCCUCAAGAACCUGCAUGAGCAGGGGGCGUUGAAACUGACUGUCGGCCAGUGUGAUGGGGCCACGUAAGGUGGGCACCUCGUGGGACUCAGAGGCUCACAUUUCCUGCCAGCUACACCAUGGGCAGAUGGGAGUCGGGGUGGCACAAACAAUAGAACAAGCAGGCUAGUGGUUUUCUUUGUUACAGUGUAAAACAGUGACCAGAAUAUAUAUAUCUAUACCUGCAUAUAUAUAUUGACCUGAGUAUUUAUAGCUGUGUGGUGUUCAUCUAGCAUUAGGCAGAUAAGCCACAAGAAGAAGGCGUGGAGAACCCACCUGAACCAGAUUGAGAUUCAGUCCAUCUUUAGGACGGAAAGACUUGACAGGCAAAGAAGCCAGCUCCAUGGCUUUGGAUAACAACCAGCCCCCGGGGCUGGAGGGAUCCUUGGGCUCACGGAUGAGUGGAGAGCCACCUGUGGUCAGCUGCCCAAAGCCCUGGGAUAUGUGGACUCCAGGUGAUCAAGACCCGGAGCGGACACUUGGCUAGGUCUGCACAGGUGCUGUUGGAGGUUGGAGACUUUAGCUGGAGGAAGGAGCACAAAGAAGCUGAGGAAUCAAGGGCCACAGCAGAGCUGAGGGCCUCCUUCUGUGAACUUAGAGUUUGACUGCCCGAGUCACGGGUGACUCACAAGCCCCAGCCUUGUCCGCACAGCUGUAGAGAGAAGGCUAGACAAGAAGCAAUGGAUAAGCCGUAUCCUGGCUAAAGAAGAACCACCGAGAACCUUGGCAGGUGGAUAACCCUGAGGAGGCAGAGUGUUCUAAAUCAUGCCUUUUAGAACUGAGACCUCCUUUUGUGGGUUUGCUUCGCCCCAGCGCAAGGCAGAGGAGCAUACCAAGUAUGGCACACCCUCUGUGCCUGGUGCUCUCAAAGCUACUGAGACCAGCUGCGGGGGUGGCUUAGCCUCCAUCCUGCCCUCUCAGAAUGUCAGUGAAGGACUCUGCUGUCACCUCUGCCACCAGGGAAGGCACAACAAAAGCUUCAAAGGACACUGUCAAGAUAAAUGUCAUUCUCUUUAAAAUAGACACGAUUGCCUGUCUGGGUGUCCCCCAGCCAAAGCCCCAGAACGUGAAGCCUGAAAGAACAGGCACCGAGCUCCGGGUCUGGCAGCUACUUGCUUUAUUUGCUUUUUGUGUCCUGCACAUGGCAGCCCUCUGCAGCCAGACUGCUGUGUCACUGUCACUUUCUUGUCACUUUCACAUCCUGAUGGUCGCACUCUUCCUCGCAGAGGUCCAGUGCCCACUGCACAUCCACCCACCACCACCUCCCCAAGGAAGCAGUGAUUGUCGAAUUUUGCAAAAAUCCUUUUCUUCCCCUCUUAAGGUUCGUAUUUAAGACUACUACAGAAAUAAAAAGCCAAACACAGCUCCAAACACUGGACAUAAUCUCCUGGGAAAAUCUAGGCUCAAUGCCAGUACCUUGGGGGCUGGAAUCACAGGUCACAAAGAAAGAAGCAUUAGUCAGCUCUAUUUGUUAGAUGCAUUCCCUCGCCUGAUAAGUAACAGUCUUUUAAAACAGAUUUGAAAGAUAAGUAAAAAACCAUUUUCUUGAACGUGAAGAGAGUUAAGAAAAGUAUCAAGAUCUGCUCCUGAGUGUAUGAGACUGGACAUAAUUAAUCAACGGCAAUUCAGAACAGAAUGUUGGCUCUAAAUUAAUGUCUGAUGGGAAGUAAGAGGCGUCAAAUGCAAGGAAACCCAGAGCUGUCCACCACACACACGAAUGCCCCAGCCCGAGACCAGCAUGGAGAUAAAACAUCCCUGCAUUCUCCCCUUUGUUUUUGUUGUAUCUUGAAAUCUGAGACUUGGGAUUUGCAUUAUAAAAUGAAUUUUUAAAAGAGCAACAGUCCUAAUAGCCUCAGUGGGAACUGUGUAGCCCAGGCUCUUCAUGAACAUGGAAAUGAUUAGUAUCAUAUUUUAUUUGUCUCCCAAGCCUUUCCUCUGGAGAAGCUGAAAGGUCCUGGAUGACAAUUUCCAAAGCUUGCAGCACUCUGGGGAGUAGAUGAAAUGAUCAGCAAAACCUUGGUGGUCUAGCCAAGACCUUGGAUUCCAGAAUGUUCUGUGGUGAGAUCUGAGGCGAGCCCUGAGGUCAGGGCUUGGAGUUGGGCCUGAGCUCUGUCUUCCAGGCAGCACCCUGUCCAUUCAGGAAAGUUAGAGACCAAUACAGCAGAGAACUUGGUCUCUGGAAGGUUGUAAAGUGCCUCCAGGUCCCUCCAGAAGAAAGCAGGAGGCCCAGGACACCCAUACCUGCCUAUCCCCUACCUUAGCAAGUCCCGCACUGCCAAUUCCCUGGGCGUUAUGGUAGCGGGAGCUCUGGGGUCUUGGUUCCUCUUUCUGCACCUGAGCAGGUACAACCAGGAGACAACCUCCCUUCCCUCCCAAGUUAGAGUGCCCUUCAAGCCAGGUUCCCAGGGAGACAACCCACACCCAUCACUGAUCUACCACCUUACCCGCCUCCCCUCACAACUGUGGGCAAGCAUCUGUCGGCCUCAGCCUGCCCUCACUGCUGAAGCUGCCCAGCAAAUCUCUAGUCUGCCCACCAUUGCCCACCAGAAGCCCCGCAGACCCAUCUCCAUUUGCCUCAAGCCCCCCACAGAUCCCACCUUCAACCUCCUCCCUCAUUAAAGAGAUAGAGCCAUCUGAAAUGAGGGUUCUCCUCAAGACCUCUCAGCCCCUGUCUUCCCCCUUCCUCUUCUACUUCCUCCUCCCAUUUCUGAGGAAAUGAGUUGCUUCCCUGGGCCAGCUAUCCUUAGCCCCUCUCUGCCACCUCUGAUGCUGUUCUCCAGCUGAUGUUUACUGUGCCCAGCCUGGCUCUCAUGGCCUCAUCACUCACCUCCCAGUGUCCAGGCCUGGGCAGGGUGUCCAGUCCCUCCUGCUGCCUUUUCUUCUGACCACACCAUGGCCUCCAUGCCUUGCCUGUUCCUGGGACCUGCGCUGCCUGCCCUCCAUCUUGUCUGUUCAAACAGCCCCUUACUGAGGAACUACAGGGACUCCUGGAUACCCCUGGCCCUCCUCACAGGGGCAAUGUCUUCCCUGGGUUUCCCUUUCCUUCCCAGCCCCUUUUGGUCACUUAUUUAUAUAUUUAUUUAUGUAUUUAUACAUUAUUUAUGGCAACACCUACCCUGAUCUCAGAGCUGAGGCAGGUCUGCCCAUUGUCUCCCUCUCGUGCCCCACAGUGUCCACACUUUGCACUCGGGUCCUCCCCUGGGGCCCCUACACCUUCCAUCAGCAAGCUCAUGCCUUCAUUUAGAUCCCACAGCCACCUCUCUAGGAGAACUCUCCGCUCCUCUCUGUGGCCAGUCCUGUCCACAGCUCAGAUGUCACACCGCAUGUCAGCCACUCUCUCUCUCUGUUCCAGCGGCAGCACCACAAACUGAACACCUCUGAUGCCAAGAGCACCUCUGUCUCCCCUUCCCCUGAAACCUCCCUUUUAUUCUGCUGGAGACCCACGAUCCCCUCAACCAAGCAACCUGAGAUCCUGCCGUCGUCUUCCUCUAUUGUUUCUCCCCGCUGGCCCCAGCCUCACCUCUUUACGUGUCCCCGGGGCCACUGUUAGUGGCAGCCUCCUCUCCCACAUUUCCUCUGCACGCUUCCACGUCCUCCAGCCCUCCUGAGCAUGCACAGUGAGGUAUCUCUCCUGCUCUCCCAUCAACUUUCAAGGUCCUCCUGACACCCAAGUCAAUGGCAGGUGUUUAACCCAACACGACACCGCACCCAGUAAGGUCCCAUUCUUUCUUUACACUUGCACCAGCCGAUCUAGCAGAGUCGCCAGUCCCAGAAGGAGCACCCGUCCGUGUUUCCUCUCUCUGUGCCUUUGGUCUUCACGUUCUCAUCCUCUGGAUCACUCUUGAAUUUCUUCCAAGGCCCACACAGAGACCAUGUCUUUCAUGAAGCCCUCCCUGACCCACUGACCGCCGAGUCUCUCCCUCCGCUGAACCACCGUAGCACUUUAUUUGUACCUUUCUCAUGGCACUUACCCUAUUCUGCCUUGUAUUAUAGUUAUUCAUGCCCUUGUCCUCUGACUUCCUAGACUGUAAGCUCACCACGGGCAGGGGCUGUUUUAUUCACCCACAUCCAUCACCACACUAGGCGUGGUGCA
Octodon degus (degu) is the source of this 5242-nucleotide messenger RNA. RefSeq names its product ST8 alpha-N-acetyl-neuraminide alpha-2,8-sialyltransferase 2 (gene St8sia2). The transcript is spliced from 6 exons. NCBI's taxonomy places the organism in Eukaryota, Metazoa, Chordata, Mammalia, Rodentia, Octodontidae. Bases 52 to 1179 code for a protein of 375 amino acids. Gene Ontology annotation, biological process: N-glycan processing; oligosaccharide metabolic process. The record is from RefSeq and is a predicted model, not a curated record. Gene Ontology annotation, molecular function: alpha-N-acetylneuraminate alpha-2,8-sialyltransferase activity.